Molecule: messenger RNA, 333 nt
Organism: Ogataea philodendri
Lineage: Eukaryota; Fungi; Ascomycota; Pichiomycetes; Pichiales; Pichiaceae
Exons: 1
Coding region: 1-333 (110 amino acids)
Source: RefSeq, a predicted model, not a curated record
AUGGAUGAAUUCAGACGGGUUGUUGUUGACUGCGGGAGACGUUCCAUUGGAGACGGCCUGAGAAUUCCGGAAUAUCAACGUUGCUUCUGUGUAGAGUUUGGUGAACCAGUAGCUUCUGAGUUCGAGAUCUCUUUCAUAAACGAUGUUGAGACAGUUGCGCAAACAAAUGGCAGAAUCUUCACGAAGAAGGUUCUUGGAGUCUCUCAGGCCAAUCCAGAUGUUCGAGAGAACUUCCUUGAUGUAUUGGUAGAGCAUUGCCGGAGCAUUCUCGGCAAGGGAGCUGAUGAUGAGAAUGGCUGCGUGUUUCUUGUUUUCCACCUUUUCCGCAACUAG